Parascedosporium putredinis is the source of this 1116-nucleotide messenger RNA. Lineage: Eukaryota; Fungi; Ascomycota; Sordariomycetes; Microascales; Microascaceae. The record is from the annotation of a GenBank genome assembly.
AUGUAUCUCGCCGGGGCCGGCGUAGGCACUAUCGGGCUCGUCGACGGCGAUGUGGUUGAAGCUUCGAACCUUCACCGUCAGAUUGCGCAUUCGACGGAGAGGGUUGGCAUGUUUAAAGUAGACAGCGCCAUCGCCAGUCUUCAAGGCCUCAAUCCCACCAUCACCUACCGCCCGUACCGAGAACACCUCACCCCGUCGACCGCAGGUUCCAUCGUGCCCCAGUACGACCUCGUCCUAGACUGCACCGACCACCCCACCUCCCGCUACCUCAUCUCCGACGCCUGCGUGCUGUACCAAAAGCCCCUCGUCUUUGCCUCCGCGCUGCAGACUCACGGCCAGCUCAUGGUCAUGAACUGCCCUGCCCGGCCCCAGGGCGAGCGCGACGGCGGCCCAUGCUACCGGUGCGGCGGCAUCCUAGGUCCCGUGGUGGGCGUCAUGGGUGUGCUGCAGGCCCUUGAGGCCAUCAAGAUCCUUGCUUCGGGGAGGCACGAGAGCCCCGUCGCGCCGGCAACCGGUGAGACGGUUCCGGCGCAGCACCACAUGCUCUUGUUUACGGGACACGUCGCCACCCCGUUCCGCUCCGUGCGCAUGGCUGGUCGAAAGAAGACUUGCUUCGCCUGCAGCGCGGAAUCCACGCUCACCAAAGAGUCGUACGCGGAGGGCGCGGUGGACUAUGUCCAGUUUUGCGGCGUCGUCCGGCCUGCGGAUGCACUGAGGCCCGAAGAGCGCGUGUCCCCGAGAGAGUACCUCGAAAGGACACGCGGCCCCGCCAUACCUGGAGGGGAGCCCCCAAACCACCUACUCUUGGACGUGAGGGAGGCGGAGCACUUUGCUGUCGCGAGCCUUGACGACGCUGUUAAUGUGCCCUACAGAAAAUUUGGAGAGUCCGUGGCGGCGGUCGCGACAGGCGGAGCCCCGCCUACUUGGCUGCCGGCCAAUUUCGCUCCUUCCGCGCCCAUCUUCGUCGUGUGUAGGCAGGGCGAGGACUCGCAAGCCGUCACACGCCGGCUAAAGGAUCUCGGUCUUGAUAAGGGCGGGGAGCGGUACAUUGGCGACAUCAAAGGUGGGAUGAGGGCUUGGAAGGCCGACAUUGACCCGACACUCCCAUUCACGUAG